AUGAGACUGCUGCCAAAGGAACCUCACUCCCCCAGGAGAAAUAUCUUAUGGCUUUGUUUGAGUCUUCUUUUCGUAUUCACCGCUUUUAUCUUGACUAUAGUCGCGACUGCAGGGUCCACUGCCAAUUACUCCCCAAUCAACAAUGUCUACCUGGGUAAAGCGGACAUCUCUCACAUCAACGUGUCAAAGGUCAUCCCACAAAUGUCCCCGAUCCUUACUAUCUUAGGUACUGCGUUAACCGCUCCAAACAGUUCGCUCGACCAAAUUUUCGGCGCCUUGAGGAACGUCGCAGAUACACCAGCACUGACACCAUUGAUGGUGCUCCUGUCAAACGCUAAUAACACAAACGACACAAUAAUAGCACUGACCGAUUUGGCACCCUUGGCUCUCGAGGGGAACCCAGAGGACGCGACGAAGGAGGCUGGUCUCCACUUGCAGGACGUCAUGAGGCAGUCGAACAACGGGAACGAUACAUUGAUCGGGCUCGACGGGUUGGUUAUGGCGAACUUGAACCACCUGAACGACUCACAGGUCGCAAACUCCAGUGAGACUACGCUGUCUUUGUUGAUGGAUUCAAGCGACCCCUUGGAGACCACAAGGGCGCUUAGAGUUUUGAAUAACAUGACAUUGUCACAGAAGACCUCGAUGCUACCCGUGUUCAACUUGUUCCAGUACAGCGACAACACAACAGCACUCACUGAGUCCUUACAUACUAUAAUGAACUCCAGUGCAGACAUCCCACCUUCGAUGGCCACCACUCUACUGACCACUUUGCAGUCUUCGCUAUCCAGUGGGUCCUCCAAUAUCGACUCCGUUUUCAACAGUUUGAGUAACGUUGUGACAUCGCAACAGAGACCCGCCUUGCAAGCUAUCGAGUCGAUGCUCAAGACCUCGAACAACGUCAACGGCACGCUAACUACGUUAGGGAAUAUGAUCAGGGCGAACAUUACGCAGAACCCUGCUGCCAAAAUAGCUUUGCCAGCAUUGAUCACGGUGGUGGAUAACGCUGGGAACACUACACAGGCUCUUGCUGCUGUACAGUCCCUCGCUUUGGUUCGUGACACUGCUUUGGCUGAUGAACAACUGGCCUCCUUGGGGACCAUGCUGAACGUGUCGACAAAUCAGAAACAAACGGUGCAGAGCUUGGUAUCCCUUGAAGAGGGACUAACACCAAAUUCGACGACGAUCCAGUACAUCCCUUCCCUAUUCAAACUGAUCGAGGCUUCGGGCAAUCCAGCAAAGACUUUUCCCGCCUUGGUGACGCUGACCUCGUGGGCGCAGCAGAAUCCAGACACGUUCAAACCGAUCGUUUCAAUCCUACAGUCCGCGAACUCGGUGACCCCGGUCACACCUGAACAGAUGAGGACUAUGACACCUCAGCUCCUGCAGUACUUGGAGAUCCCCAUCUACUACAGACUGUCGAUCUUCACGCUUUGCAAAGCGAAUAUAAACGACGACAUCAUCGAAUGCUCCGAGUCACACGCAGUCCAGAACAUGGACUUCAGGCAAAUCGUAUACGACUCCCUGGUAGCAUCACAGUUCUACCCUUACAUGAGGGCUCUGGACAUCGGCCCACAGGACCUGUACUUGGAAGGUAAGCUACUGAGCAGGGAGCACGAGUACGUUCCCUCAAUCAAGGCGGUCCUUGCAAUGAACAUCUUAUCGAUCGUGACGAACUUCGCCGUGUGCUGCUUCAUCGUGUACAUUCUCAUCUCAGGGUGGAAACACAUGUGGGCGUGGUACACGGUGAUCAUCCUCAACAUGUGGGGUUCGCUGUUUGGCGGACUGAGCGGCACGAUCAUCUCCGUGGUCCUCGAGGUCAUCAAGUCCGGAACGCAUGACGACAACUACGGCGUUGUAUUCACCUCGGGCGACGCGUACUUGGGGCUUAUCUGGACCGCGUUUGCCCUCUCCUUCAUUACGGGCGGGAUGCUAAUCCUCUCCUGGUGGUGCGCCAGGAAGUGGGUGCGCUCAACGACUAGAGGCGUGCAAGAUAGUGACUACGAGAAAGCUUCUCGGGAACACUGCUACAACCAGUACGGGCCUGGUCAAGUCGAGGUUGUCCCCGCGCACACGAACAGCACAAGAGACGGAGAAGACAGCGGCAGCGCGUUCGGGAACGAGAAACUCGUCGUAGAGUCAGACGAAGUCACCGGGCAACCGGACUCCAGUUUCUCCUCAACCGAAGUCGCGGCGCAGCCCACGAAUACGAACAGCAAGUAA
Messenger RNA from Huiozyma naganishii CBS 8797, 2223 nucleotides. RefSeq names its product Fat3p (gene FAT3). Gene Ontology annotation, cellular component: plasma membrane; cell cortex of cell tip. The transcript has a single exon. NCBI's taxonomy places the organism in Eukaryota, Fungi, Ascomycota, Saccharomycetes, Saccharomycetales, Saccharomycetaceae. The coding region runs from base 1 to 2223 and encodes 740 amino acids. The record is from RefSeq and is a predicted model, not a curated record. Gene Ontology annotation, biological process: fungal-type cell wall organization.